This is a messenger RNA of Dentiscutata erythropus, 316 nucleotides long. The record is from the annotation of a GenBank genome assembly. NCBI's taxonomy places the organism in Eukaryota, Fungi, Glomeromycota, Glomeromycetes, Diversisporales, Gigasporaceae.
UGAUGGGGUUUAUUGGAUUAUGACAAUUGCAAGAUUAACAUUCUCUAAAUCAGCCGUGCCCACACUGACUAAUACUCAUAAUGUAUUUACUCUAGCCAUAUCUGACAUUCUUUUAAACCCUUGGCUCAAAACUACCAAAUGCGAUGAUAAAAGGAUAAAAUCAAGGAUAGAGUGUUUUCUUAACAAUUUUAAAAAUAGUGAACUAUUUUACCAAUCCGCUAAAUCAAUCGCAAGUAAUGAAGUUGCAUGUGUUAAAACUAAACCUGAAGAAAAUGACCAAUUAUUCAGAUUAACUAAUAGAAAUAGAAGUAGCUAA